UACAUUAAUCUCCUUGACAUUCGAUUUGGCGCCAAUUUCAGUUGUUUGAACGGAGUCCUAGUGCGCGGUCCAGUCCUUGCAAGAGAUGUCCAGAAGAAGGGACACUACAGAUAAUAGCGACGAGAUAGUGGACGGCUUCGGAGAUGCCCAGAACGUCAAUGAGUCAAACCCUUACCACUCCAGCGAAAGCGAGGGAGAAGAUCUCUUUGGAGAAAAUAUGAUGGAUGACUACAAGUCACUGGAAGAUCUUGAUUAUUAUGAAGUGGACUCUGAAGCAGAAGAGGAAGCGGCCGAAGCUUCACUAGAUAUAAGUACACGAAGACAAGCAGAAAGAAAGAUGGAAGAAAGAGAUAGCUUAAAAAACUUAACAGGAGACAAACUGAAAGGCUCUAGACAUCUGGACAAUUUGGAACGCUUCCAAAGCAUCUUUGAUAAAUACUCCAAACACCAAGAACGUUUGGAAGAAGAUUCUAUAAGUUCUUCAGAACCUCUAGAAAACAAAAGAAAUCUAAGCGAAAGUGGGAAACUGAUUGACGAAAAAAUUUUUGAUGAAGACGAUGCAGAAGCUGAUAUGGAAACAUUCACAUUUGAAGAUGACAUGGGAUGUUUGCAGGAAUGGCUUAAGAUGGAGAAGCCGCGCAAAGCUAUCAAGAGAAGAUUUCUCAGUCUUUUGAAAGCAUGCGUCGACGAAAAUACCGGUGCCCAAUAUUACUACCAAAAAUUGCGUUCAAUGUGUGCCCAGAACGGCCAGAGUCUCAUAGUAAGCUAUCGACAUUUUUACAGUAAUGAUCCAAUGCUAGCCGUAUGGCUUGCGGAGUCUCCUACUGAAAUUCUAGCAUUAUUCAAUGAGGUGGCAACAGAACUAACUUUCAAGAUUUUCCCCCAAUAUCGAUUUAUUCAGCCCGAAAUCUUUGUGAGGAUUUCCGAUAUGCCCAUAUGUGAUAGCUUAAGAGAUAUUCGUCAGCUUCAUCUCAACUGCUUGAUAAAGGUAUCAGGUGUCGUUACUCGGAGGACAGGGGUAUUUCCUCAGCUGAAAUUGGUAAAAUUGGACUGUUCGAAAUGUGGUUGUGUAGUGACUCCGAUAUUUUCAUCAUCGAACAAAUAUCCCGAAAAAAUGGUGUCCUUUUGUCCAAGAUGCGAGUCAAAGGGGCCUUUUACUAUAAAUUCUGAACAGACAUAUUAUGGCAAUUUCCAAAAGAUGACUCUACAAGAGAGCCCAGGUACAGUCCCUGCAGGUCGUUUGCCGCGAUAUAAAGAAGUCAUCUUGCUUGGAGACUUAAUUGACUCUGCACGCCCAGGCGAUGAAGUUGAAGUAACUGGCAUUUACAAGCAUAGUUUGAAUGCUGCUUUAAACGUGAAAAACGGAUUUCCUGUCUUUGCCACCAUCAUUGAGGCCAAUUAUGUUCGAAAGACUGAAAAUUUUCGUUCUGAAGUCGAACUUACAGAUGAUGACAUUUCCGACAUUCACAAGUUAGCUGAAGAUCCUUCGAUAAGUGAUCGCAUCGUGGCAUCGAUAGCGCCAUCCAUUUUUGGACAUGAAAACAUUAAACUUGCCUUAGCACUUGCGUUAUUUGGUGGGCAGUCCAAAGAAGUUGGUCAACGCCAUCGGAUACGUGGAGACAUCAACGUUCUUCUACUGGGUGACCCAGGCACUGCGAAGUCGCAAUUUUUAAAGUAUGUUGAGAAAACUGCACAUCGAGCUAUUUAUACCACUGGAAAGGGUGCUUCGGCUGUGGGCUUAACGGCUGCAGUUCAUAAGGAUCCAGUAACUCGAGAAUGGACUUUGGAGGGUGGCGCUCUUGUCUUAUCAGAUAGAGGAGUUUGUUUGAUUGACGAAUUUGACAAAAUGAAUGAUCAAGAUCGCACCUCUAUUCAUGAAGCAAUGGAACAACAGAGCAUUUCGAUAUCAAAGGCUGGAAUUGUUACAACCCUUCAAGCUCGUUGUUCUGUAAUAGCUGCAGCGAACCCUUUAAAAGGUCGUUAUGAUCAAUCAGUAUCGUUUUACGAAAAUGUUGAUUUGAGUGAGCCCAUAUUGUCUCGUUUUGAUGUUCUUUGUGUUGUCAAGGAUGUUUGCGAUCCCGUACAGGAUGAGGUUCUUGGAAAAUUCGUCGUCAAUUCGCACUUCCAUUCGCAUCCAGGAGAUUCGUACAAAAAGACAACGAAGAACGAAAUGGGUUCUUCAGAAAAUUCGAAGGGUACUCGUUUGAUACCACAAGAAACUCUGAAGAAGUAUAUUUUAUAUGCCAGAAAAUUUGUCAAUCCAAAGCUAAAUCAUAUUGAUCAGAAUAAACUCGAGAGACUUUACAUCGAACUUCGAAAGGAAUCGAUGGGCAGUGGAGGACUUCCUAUUGCAGUUCGGCAUCUCGAAUCCAUUAUUCGGCUCGCAGAAGCGCAUGCUCGUCUACAUCUACGUGAUUACGUUAAGGACGAAGACUUGAACAGAGCUAUUGGUGUUAUUCUGGAGUCUUUCUUCUCAGCACAAAAGUAUUCGGUCAUGCGUAGUCUUCGAAGAACUUUCAGUAGAUACCUUGGUUUUCAAAAGGACAAAAAUGAACUCUUGCUGCAUUUACUUGGCACUAUUUUUCAUGAGUACGCCUUGUCUUUUGAAAGUAAGUCCGAAUGGGAAGAACCAUCAGACUACAUGGAAAUUGACGUGAGAGAUUUCGAGAGUCGCGCUAGUGAGUUGGGCGUUCAAACCUGCAAAUAUUUCUAUCAGAGUGCUCUGUUCUCUAACAACGGAUUUUCUAUAGAUUUAGAUCAAAGACGCAUUCGAAAGAGACUGUAGAAAAUUCAUUCUUCAUUUGGGAAUUUUGUGAUUCCUGCAAUAAACGAAAACCUGUGGAA
Galdieria sulphuraria is the source of this 2844-nucleotide messenger RNA. RefSeq names its product minichromosome maintenance family (MCM). Gene Ontology annotation, molecular function: ATP binding; single-stranded DNA binding; 3'-5' DNA helicase activity. The transcript has 4 exons. The coding region runs from base 86 to 2785 and encodes 899 amino acids. Gene Ontology annotation, biological process: double-strand break repair via break-induced replication; mitotic DNA replication initiation; DNA replication. The record is from RefSeq and is a predicted model, not a curated record. NCBI's taxonomy places the organism in Eukaryota, Rhodophyta, Bangiophyceae, Galdieriales, Galdieriaceae. Gene Ontology annotation, cellular component: MCM complex; nucleus.